AUGGAAAAGAUAUUGGGAGUGGAAGGAGGAGAGAAGGAAGUUCUGGAAUUGAACAAGUAUGUUGUGGGUUCGGUGCCGACUGUCAUGUACAUUCCUGAGUACAUCUCGACUGCUGAAGAAGACCUCCUCCUCAAAAACAUUUACCAAGCGCCGCUUUCCAAAUGGAAGACUUUGAAGAAUCGGAGACUCCAAAAUUGGGGAGGAGUUGUCCACGAAAAGGGUCUUCUUGCCCAAGAAUCAACAGAAGUUGAAUGUCCAAGUUCUUUGUGUUUUGCAGUGCCAUCCUGGCUAAAAAGAGUUACAAAUAGAAUAUGCGAGGAAUCAAAGUUGUUCCCCUCAGCAAUCAACCAUGUGCUUAUCAACGAAUAUUUGCCUGACCAAGGAAUUAUGCCACAUCAGGACGGACCUGCAUAUAUGCCUGUGGUGGCAAUUCUAUCACUUGGGUCUCCUGUUGUUAUGGACUUUGUUCCUCAUCCUAAUUUAGAGAGCACAGCGGAAACAUCAGAAAACGAUACUCAAGACAUAAUUUACGAACCUUCAGUUACAAAGGGCUACAAGUCCAGCAAAUACCUUCCCUUUUCUGUGGUAUUAAUGCCUCGUAGCUUGCUGAUAUUUAAAGAUAUGGCGUACUCAGAUUAUUUGCAUGGCAUAAAGGACUCUGAGAAUCACUGCUAUGAUGAGGCUGUAAAUGCUAUCAAUGGUCCAAGUCAUGAUGCUGAAACACUGGCAGGCUUGAAGAUUGAUGGAGGUGACAGGGUGGUUCACCGGACUACUACAAGAGUUUCUCUUACGUGUCGGCUUGUGACAAAAGUUCACAAACAUCUAAUAAAAAUUUAGAGCGAUGCAUAGAUGAAACUUUAUAAGGCUUUCUCCGGAAAGACUGUUUCAGCAAGAGUAAUAAAUAUCUCCUUCCCUGACCAUAAUGUAGUAGUGUCGUCUGCUUCUAUACUAAUAAGUUUCUUAACAA
Salvia miltiorrhiza (redroot sage) is the source of this 967-nucleotide messenger RNA. RefSeq lists its product as uncharacterized. The coding region runs from base 1 to 837 and encodes 278 amino acids. The transcript has 7 exons. The record is from RefSeq and is a predicted model, not a curated record. Lineage: Eukaryota; Viridiplantae; Streptophyta; Magnoliopsida; Lamiales; Lamiaceae.